Ictidomys tridecemlineatus (thirteen-lined ground squirrel) is the source of this 2509-nucleotide messenger RNA. Lineage: Eukaryota; Metazoa; Chordata; Mammalia; Rodentia; Sciuridae. The record is from RefSeq and is a predicted model, not a curated record.
AUGAAUAACACUCUCCAUUUUCUUAUGGCACAGCAGGCCUCCUUAGCCCAGGGAAACAACCUAAAUUGUCCUGAUGACGCUUUGAAAAAAAAUUUUUUUAAUGCUGUUCCUGUUUUUAGAGAAGCAAGUGAACAGAACAGACUUCGUGCAGACCAGGGCAAUAGGAAUGAGCUGGGCGGCGCCCCUGUGCAACAGUGGCCAGCAGCCACACUGGCCCGGUUACAGAAGCCAGGCCUGGAGGCUCCACGUGAGCACGUGGCCUUCCGGCCUGACAGCCCAGGACUCAGCAGGACCAACUCCUUCAACAGUCAGCAGCCGCUGGCUGGUGCACCAGGCCAGGCCGAGCCUUCUCUGCCUGCCCCAAACACUGUCACAGCCGUGAAGGCCACACAUAUCUUGCACCCAGUGAAGAGCAUGCGGGUACUAAGAUCUGAACCACAGACAGCCAUGGGGCCCUCCCACCCUGCUUGGGUGCCCGCACCUGCCCCAGCCGCUGAAGGCCUGGACUCGAAGGAUGAGCACGCCUUGGGCCUGGGAGCCACUGCUGUCUACCCACUGGAUGUGGAGAACAGUGGCACAGACCGCAGAUGCCCACCUCCACCCUACCCCAAACACCUGCUGCUGCACAGCAAGUCCGAGCAGUACGACCUGGACAGCCUAUGUGCCGGUGUGGAGCAGAGCCUCCGUGGGGGCCCAACUGCAGAGCCUACGGAGAGGAGCCACAAAAGUGCCAAGGGGGACAAAGGUGGCAAGGAUAAAAAGCAGAUCCAGACUUCUCCAGUGCCAGUCCACAAAAAUAGCAGAGAUGAAGAGAAGAGGGAAUCCCCAAUCAAGAGCCACUCCCACUAUGCCUUUAAGUUCUUCAUGGAACAACACGUUGAAAAUGUCAUAAAAACCUACCAGCAGAAGGUCAACUGGAGAUUGCAGCUUGAACAAGAAAUGGUCAAAGCUGGACUCUGUGAGGCUGAGCAGGAACAGAUGAGGAAGAUCCUUUACCAGAAGGAGUCAAAUUAUAACAGACUAAAGAGGGCCAAGAUGGACAAAUCCAUGUUUGUGAAAAUCAAAACCCUGGGGAUCGGUGCAUUUGGAGAAGUAUGCCUUGCUUGUAAGGUGGACACUCAUGCCCUGUAUGCCAUGAAGACCCUGAGGAAGAAAGACGUCCUGAACCGGAAUCAGGUGGCCCAUGUCAAGGCCGAGAGGGACAUCCUGGCUGAGGCAGACAAUGAGUGGGUGGUCAAACUCUACUACUCCUUCCAAGACAAAGACAGCCUGUACUUUGUGAUGGACUACAUCCCUGGAGGGGACAUGAUGAGCCUGCUGAUCCGUAUGGAGGUCUUCCCUGAGCACCUGGCCUGGUUCUACAUUGCAGAGUUGACUUUGGCCAUCGAGAGUGUCCACAAGAUGGGCUUCAUCUUAAACAUUAAACCUGACAACAUUUUGAUAGAUCUGGAUGGUCACAUCAAACUGACAGAUUUUGGCCUCUGCACUGGAUUCAGGUGGACUCACAAUUCCAAAUACUACCAGAAAGGGAACCACAUCAGACAGGAUAGCAUGGAGCCCAGUGACCUCUGGGAUGAUGUGUCUAACUGUCGAUGUGGGGACAGACUGAAGACCCUGGAGCAGAGAGCACGGAAGCAGCACCAGAGGUGCCUGACACACUCCCUGGUUGGAACCCCAAAUUACAUCGCAGCACCAGAGGUGCUCUUGCGCAAAGGGUACACUCAGCUCUGUGACUGGUGGAGUGUUGGUGUGAUUCUCUUUGAGAUGCUGGUGGGACAGCCGCCAUUUUUGGCUCCUACUCCCACAGAAACCCAGCUAAAGGUGAUAAAUUGGGAGAACACGCUGCACAUUCCAUCCCAGGUCAAGCUGAGCCCUGAGGCAAGGGACCUCAUCACCAAACUCUGCUGCUCUGCUGACUGCCGCCUGGGGCGGGAUGGGGCAGAUGACCUGAAGGCCCACCCUUUCUUCAGCUCCAUCGACUUCUCCAAUGACAUCCGGAAGCAGCCUGCCCCCUAUGUUCCCACCAUCAGCCACCUGGACACCUCAAAUUUUGAUCCUGUAGAUGAAGAAAGCCCUUGGAAUGAGAAUAGUGAAGGCAGCACCAAGACCUGGGACACUCUCACCUCCCCCAAUAACAAGCACCCUGAGCAUGCGUUUUACCAAUUCACCUUCCGGAGGUACUUCGAUGACAAUGGCUACCCCUUUAGAUGCCCAAAGCCUUCAGGAGCAGAAGCUUCGAAGUCUGAGAAUACAGAUUUAGAAACUUCUGAUCUGGUGGACCAGAGCGAAAGCUGCCAGCCAGUGUAUGUGUAGGCUGUGACCAGGUGCCCACAGCUCGUGUCUUCAGAGCCCGGGAGCCGCAGCAGGUGAAUGAACAGGCAGAUGGGAAGUGCAGGGUGACUUUGUUUGCAAUAAGUCUGUUGAUUACAUCACUUGAAAUUCUGGUCUUCACCAAGAAAACCUCAAACCAACAAGAAACUGAAAAAAAAAAAAAGAAAAAAAAAAAAAA